CGUAGAUCUCGGCUCUAACGUUGGUAUGUAUUAUAUUUUAUAUUACACUUCAUUUCUUACUGUCUACAAAAGCAUCGUCUUGUCUAGAAUUGAGUCUCAUUUAGCCACCUAAUAUAUCGUUAUCAUAUCUUAUAGAUUCUAUCCUAUAGUUAAUCUAUUAUCCUGACGCCGUGUUUCGCAGAUUUCCAAAUAUGCCAGAACGUCGUUGACGUUACACACCAGUUUAAGGGUAUCUUCGUGUAUCCGGAACGAGGCGGCAUGAACUGACGUUUCGCACGUGGACGCGUGUCUCUGGGAUGGCCGGCUGGUUCACAGCAGCAGCAGUCUUCGUCUCAGCAGUCCCAAUCUCAAUCCCAAAGAUAUGAAUUGCGAAGUUUUGCUGAAUCAACUAAUACUACUGCUUCUUCCGUUGCUACUACUGUUACUAUGAGCUCGCGGUCUUCUGAGACCCCUCGAGCAAUAUCGCCGCCGACUAAUCAGCUAUCUCAACUAUCCAUCCAGGAGACGCCGCAGUCCUCUCACACCGUGACUCAGUCGUUUGUACCUAAUGACACCCAGUUAUCCCAGCAACCACCCUCUGUUACUCAGGACACUCAGUAUACUCACUACACGUAUGAGGAAGCCACAUCCUCGUUACGGCAACAUAAAAGUAGUCGGUCAUCUCAGUCCUCUCGUCAUCGACGGAAACCCCCUGCGCCUUCACUUGAAAAAAUUAACUACGAACCAUCAGCUCCAGACCUCAUCUCGGACCCAGUCCCACCCCCUGCCUCAGUUCCAAUAGCGGCACCCGCCACUGUUCCUAUUUCAGUCCCAGUCCCAAUCCCUGCCUCGGCAGAGCCGUACUAUUACAUGACCUCACCCUUUCCUGUACCUCCACCCGCACAGCGACGCGGGCGGCUUUUCCGUACACGCUCAGGGAAUCUGGUAACUGCCGUCGAAAUCCGGCGACGUAGAGAACUAGAGCGACACGCCGAGGAGUUACUAGAGAUGAUCCUUGAGGAUUUUGGUGAUGAGCUCUCUCAUACGAUCACCUUCAGUCUGGACGACACCGGCCGCUGGCGCAUCGCAAGGCGGGACCAGCCGGAGGUGGAGGUGUACGAAAAUGCGUAGCUUAGGACCUAAUUCGAGUACAUUUCUCUCUGGUAUGUGGGCGUCGGAUGAGAGUCUUUAGAUAGGAAUUUCAUAGGAAGGAAAAUAGAAACGGUGCAUAUAGUCGACGACCCGCUUGUUAUCGUGAUGAUGAUUUAAUAUAUAUGUAGAAAAGGUUUGCCGUUUCAUCUUUUAGACUUGAAAUCCUCCUAUAUUUGAUCUUAGAUAUAUCUA
This is a messenger RNA of Daldinia decipiens, 1323 nucleotides long. RefSeq lists its product as uncharacterized. The record is from RefSeq and is a predicted model, not a curated record. Bases 427 to 1110 code for a protein of 227 amino acids. The transcript has a single exon. NCBI's taxonomy places the organism in Eukaryota, Fungi, Ascomycota, Sordariomycetes, Xylariales, Hypoxylaceae.